This is a messenger RNA of Sebastes umbrosus (honeycomb rockfish), 1535 nucleotides long. RefSeq names its product chromosome unknown C7orf25 homolog (gene cunh7orf25). NCBI's taxonomy places the organism in Eukaryota, Metazoa, Chordata, Actinopteri, Perciformes, Sebastidae. The record is from RefSeq and is a predicted model, not a curated record. Bases 161 to 1465 code for a protein of 434 amino acids. The transcript has 2 exons.
UUAGCAUUAGCAUCAGCCGCGCAGUGAGCUGAUCCAGCGGGAGACCGGAGAGGAACCUUCAGACCCCUGCUCCCUGCUCCCUGCUCCCUGCUCCCUAACCCUCUGGAGGAAUCUGCGGAUUCAAGUUCACACGUCACUGCUGCCGUGUGAUGUAGGAGUGAUGUCCCUGCAGGCGGUGCUGCAGCAGAGGAUCAGCUCCGCCCAGGCGUUGCUCCAGAGGGCGGAGCCUCUGUGCAAUGGCGUGGAGGGUCACCAGAAGCUGUGCGGUAAGCUGCGGGCGGAGCUGCGUUUCCUGCGUCGGGUCGAAGCCGGAGAGCUGCAGGUCAAAGAGUCUCACUUGCACAGCACCAACCUGACUCACCUGACGGCCAUCGUGGAGUCGGUGGAGAGUCUGGAAGACGUGGUCGCUCUGCUGCACGUCUUCACCUACCAGGACGCCGCCGGCAGCAGGCGGACGCUGGUGGUGGACGUGGUGGCUAACGGGGGACUCACCUGGGUGAAGGCCGUGGGCAGGAAGGCGGAGGCUCUGCACAACAUCUGGCAGGGGCGGGGCCAGUACGGAGACAAGAGCAUCGUCGGGCAGGCCGAGGACUUCCUGUGGGCCAGCCGCCAGCAGCCCGUCCAGUACCGGCACCCCCACGUCGUCUUCGCCUUUUACAACGGCGUCUCCUGCCCCAUGGCCCACCGCCUCAAGGACAUGGGCGUCGCUGUCCGCGGGGACAUCGUUGCCGUCAGCGCCGUGAUGACCGAGGAGGAGGAGCAGGAGGAGGAGCAGCAGGAGGAGCAGGAGCAGCAGGAGGAGCAGCAGCAGCAGCAGCAGCAGCAGCAGGAGGAGGAGGAGGAGGAGCAGCAGCAGCAGGAGGAGCAGGAGCAGCAGGAUGAGGAGUCGGAACUGACCCGGGUCGACCGCGGCACAGUGGUGGCCAGCCUGGCGUUUCCCGCUCAGGUGAAGGUAGAGGAGUGUCGGCGGGUCAACCUGGACAUCACCACGCUCAUCACGUACGUGUCAUCGCUGAGUCAUGGCCGCUGUCACUUCACCUUCAGGGAGCCGGUGCUGACGGAGCAGGCGGCCCAGGAGCGCUUCCAGCACGUGCUGCCGCAGCUCGACGCCUUCAUGCAGGGGAAGGAGCUGUUCGCCUGCCGUGCCGCCGUCCGCGACUUCCAGCUGAUUCUGGAUACGCUGGGGGGGGCGGGCGAGAAGGAGCGCGCUCAGACGCUGCUCGCUCGACUCCAGGUGGUGGACGACCAGCCGUCGGAGCGCACGCUGCGCCUCGCGCCCAGCGCCAAGGUCAACAGCCGCUCGCUCAUGAUCUUCGGCACCGGAGACUCGCUGAGAGCCGUCACCAUGACGGCAAACAGCCGGUUCGUCAGGGCGGCGGCCAAUCAGGGUGUCCGGUACAGCGUGUUUAUCCACCAACCGAGAGCUCUGACCGAGGGCAAAGAGUGGAGGGCCGCGCCCGUCUGAGGCUUCCGGUGCCGGGGCUGAUGGGAGUUUGAGUCUGUCAUAAUGAUGUAAAUAAAUCUGAUCAGCUGAC